Messenger RNA from Diaporthe amygdali, 1626 nucleotides. RefSeq lists its product as uncharacterized. Lineage: Eukaryota; Fungi; Ascomycota; Sordariomycetes; Diaporthales; Diaporthaceae. The transcript is spliced from 2 exons. The record is from RefSeq and is a predicted model, not a curated record. The coding region runs from base 1 to 1626 and encodes 541 amino acids. Gene Ontology annotation, molecular function: N-acetyltransferase activity.
AUGUUCCGUUCGAAGCACAAAAGCACAACAGACCGCGCAGAGCCCAAGCUGCUACGCAAACUCGGCAACAAUGAGGUAUACCAGCUUGCUAUGUACCUGUUGGACCAAUACAGAGGUACCUCUGUUUCAAGCCGAUACUCGAUUCCCGUGACGCUCUCGGGUCCUGAGUCGCGAGAUGAGCUGGUUCGAGCCGUUGAAAACGCCAUUGUCGACGCGGUUCUCAAACAUGGUGUCCUGCAGGUUGCAAUUGCAGAUGCUCACUCCAAGAGCCCCACGUGGGUUCAGUUAGAGACCCUUAACUUGCGCCAGCACGUCACAUGGCACUUCAAGGACUCUGAGGCGGAGCUCGAAGGUAUCUUACAAGAAAUCCUCGCAGACGAGGUUGAUGCCACGUACCCUGAACUUGACAGCCGGCCAGGAUGGAGAGUUGUCGUCAUUCGUCCUCAGCAAACACAGUUUGUGGAGAUCGUGUUCACUUGGAAUCACCCUCACUGCGACGGCAUGAGUGGCAAGAUAUUCCAUGCAAGUCUUCUGGAAAGUCUGGACAGCGCAGCACUGGGGAAAGACGCAGAGAAUGACACAGACGACUUGUCAGUAAUCAAAUUGCCAGACUCGCCUCCCAAUUUACCUCCACCGGUCGAGGAAAUUUGCAAGCUGCCUGUGACGCUCCCUUUUAUCCUCAAAACAAUGUGGGAAGAAUGGGGCCCAACAAUGCUCACAGCAAAGCCAACACUGGCAAAAUGGGCACCGAUACCUAGCCGCUCAAGCCCAUUCAAGACACAGGUUCGCGCCUUCACAGUCGAGGCCGAACCGCUGGGGAACAUCCUACGCGCUUGCCGACAGCACAAGACAACACUCACCGGCCUCCUCCAUGUGCUCACACUCACCUCACUCGCCUCGCAGCUGGCUGAGGACGCCGCGCCUGCUUUCGCAAGCGGCACCACCAUGGACAUGCGGCGAUACGUGGACCCGAAACCCCCGGCGUACCCCUGGCUCGAGCCCGACCGAACCAUGGGGAACUUCGUGACUAUCAUGACGCACGAAUUCGAGCGCGGGCUCGUGAGCCAGAUCCGCUCCCUGGUCUCCCGCUCUGCAACCGACCCACCCACCUCUGGAACAGUCGAGGGAGGGAACAGAGCCGAGGUAUUGUCCGCCGAGCUUGUGGACCUGAUCUGGUCGGACGCCGCCAGGGUGCGGGGAGAAAUGGAACAGAGGCUCGCAAUGGGUCUCAAGAAUGACAUAGUUGGAAUCAUGAAGUUCAUCGGGGACUGGCAGCAGGAGAUGGCCAACGCGGCCCGCAAGCCCCGGGUGCACUCGUGGUGGAUCACGGGCACCGGUGUCCUGGACGGGAAGUCGUCCAAGACGGGCCCCGGCAGCGGUAGUGCACCGUCCCUGCCGCCGGUAUCGUCUAGUACUGAUGACGUCUGGGCGAUCCGGAGGGCGCAGUUCGCACUGAGCACGGAGACGACUGCCGCUGCGAUCAACAUCUCGCCCCUGACGGUAUCCGGAGAGCGGCUGUGCGUUGGCGGCAGCUGGCAGGAUUGCCUUUUUGAUGAGUCUCUUGGGGAACGUGUAAUGGCUGACUUGGAGGGCUGGCUGGGCCAACUGGCUCAGCAAUCGUCAUAG